Messenger RNA from Corythoichthys intestinalis (scribbled pipefish), 9799 nucleotides. RefSeq names its product unconventional myosin-Ic-like. Gene Ontology annotation, biological process: vesicle transport along actin filament; actin filament organization. Gene Ontology annotation, cellular component: myosin complex; actin cytoskeleton; microvillus. Gene Ontology annotation, molecular function: actin filament binding; ATP binding; microfilament motor activity. The record is from RefSeq and is a predicted model, not a curated record. Lineage: Eukaryota; Metazoa; Chordata; Actinopteri; Syngnathiformes; Syngnathidae. Bases 547 to 3684 code for a protein of 1045 amino acids. The transcript is spliced from 34 exons.
GUCAGUCCUCCUCUCCUCUUCUUUUCUUCGGGAGAGCGGAGCAGUGGAGGCAGAGGCGGCGGAGAGAGGGACUCACCCAGCGGCGCCCGCACACUACUGCAGCACGCCUAGCCGAGCUAACCAAUGCGGGCUGCGUCACUCCCAAGUCAGCCUCCAGAGGAUUUCAACAAGCUCGGGGAUGAUUUGAGUGUCUCGGUACCUGCUGAAGAAACAUCUGGGAAUGGAAUGCACCCCACAUCCAAGUUGACUCACCUUUUCUGAACAUCCACGAAGACAUGUGCAGAUAUGUCUGUUGCUAGUUGGGGAGGAAUACUGGUCAAAGGCUAAAUAGUUGUCAGUGGAAGACGACGGACGUGCGGAAAGGCUGAAAGAAAGUGAAAAGAGGACUAACGGCGAGAGGAGACAUUGAGCUGCCUCGCUCUGUCGGCCCUCGGGCAACGCUGAAUGAGAGGUUCCAGUUGACGGGUCCGCCUGACACGAGAGGAGGGGCUCCAGACUAGUGGGGGUACCAGUACUUCAUCCUUCUUCAAUAAACAACAGGACAGGAUGAGGUACCAAGGCAGGGAGGUGGAUAUUGAAGGAAGGGUGCGAUUGGUGAUGGAGAGCACCCUCACGGCCCGUGACAGGGUCGGAGUUCAGGAUUUCGUCCUACUGGAGAACCACAACAGUGAGGCAGCUUUCAUAGAGAACCUGCGACGACGCUUCCGAGAAAACCUCAUCUAUACAUACAUUGGCUCGGUGCUGGUAUCGGUGAAUCCUUACAAAGAGCUGGAGAUUUACUCCAAGCCGCAGAUGGAGCGCUACAGAGGAGUCAGCUUCUAUGAAAUCUCGCCUCACAUCUACGCCGUAUCAGACAACACUUACCGGGCCAUGCGGACUACAUCUAGGGAUCAGUGUAUUCUGAUAUCCGGUGAGAGCGGCGCAGGUAAAACGGAAGCCUCGAAGAAGAUCCUCCUCUACUACGCUGCUACCUGCCCGGCAAGCCAUCAUAUGAGCACCCUCGGAGACCGCCUGCUCCAGUCUAACCCUAUUCUGGAGGCAUUCGGUAAUGCUAAAACACUAAGGAAUGACAACUCCAGUCGGUUUGGAAAAUAUAUGGAUGUGCAGUUUGACUUUAAGGGGGUACCAGUGGGCGGCCACAUCCUGAAUUACUUGCUGGAGAAAUCUCGCGUGGUUCAGCAGAACCACGGAGAAAGGAAUUUUCACAUCUUCUAUCAGCUUCUGGACGGUGGGGGUAAUGAGCUUCUCCAGAUGCUGGGCCUUGAAAGGAACCCUCUGAGCUACCAGUAUCUGGUUAAGGGAAGCUGUUCCAAAGUCAGCUCCAUUAGUGACAAGAAUAAUUGGAAGGUUUUGAUGAAUGCCCUCUCUGUUAUCGGCUUCACUGACGAAGACCAGAAGAAUUUAUUGGACAUCAUCGCCAGCAUUCUCCAUCUUGGAAACACGCAGUUUGGAGAAGGAGAGGAAGGAGAAGCGCAUAUUACCACUGAGAUUCCGAUAGCAAAUGUUGCAAAGCUGCUGGGUCUUGAAGCCUCAUCCCUCAGUGGAGCUCUUACUCACAAAAAACUCACUGCCAAAGGGGAGGAGAUGAUCAUCCCACUUAACUUUGAGCAAGCAAUGUCUUCCCGAGACGCCUUAGCCAAGGCUGUCUACGGUCGGACCUUCACUUGGUUGGUGGAGAAGAUCAACCAAUCUCUUGCUCUCAAGGAUGACGUGGACCACAGCAAUAAAACCUUCCCUGUGAUUGGGCUUUUAGACAUCUAUGGCUUUGAGGUCCUACAGCGCAACAGUUUUGAGCAGUUUUGCAUCAACUACUGCAGUGAAAAGCUUCAGCAGCUCUUUAUUGAGCUCACCCUCAGAUCCGAGCAAGAAGAGUACACAACAGAAGGAAUCGCGUGGGAGAUGGUGAAAUACUUUGAUAACAAAAUCAUCUGCGACCUGAUAGAAGAGAAGCACAAGGGUAUCAUUGCCAUUCUGGAUGAGGAGUGUCUAAGACCCGGAGAGACGAGUGAUGAGUCAUUCUUGGAAAAACUGGAGGACACACUAGGCGGUCAUCCUCAUUUUGUCACUCACAAGCUAGCAAAUGGGAAGACCCGGAAGGUCAUGAGUAGAGAGGAGUUUCGGCUGCUUCACUACGCUGGGGAGGUUAACUACAAUGUGAAUGGUUUUCUUGAGAAGAACAAUGACUCACUGAACAGGACCGUGAAAGAGGUUGUGUGUCAGUCAGACAACCGGAUCAUAAGUCAAUGUUUCUCCAGAGAGGAAGUGAUGGACCAAAAACGCCCACAAAUGGCUGCAACUCACUUUAAAAAUAGCCUGUUGAAACUCAUGGAGAACCUCAUGACGAAGGAACCAUCAUAUGUACGCUGCAUAAAACCUAAUGAUGUCAAACAGCCAGGUCACUUUGAUGAAGUUCUUGUCAGACACCAGGUUAGGUACCUUGGCCUGAUGGAGAACCUUCGAGUCAGGAGAGCUGGCUUUGCUUAUAGACGCAGUUUUGAAGCUUUCCUGCAGAGGUACAAGCCUCUCUGUCCUGAGACGUGGCCCAACUGGUGUGGCAGACUUGAAGAUGGUGUGGCCACCCUGGUAAACCAUUUGGGCUAUCAAGAGGAGGAAUACAAACUGGGCAGGUCCAAAAUAUUCAUCCGUUUCCCCAGAACUCUGUUUCUGACUGAAGAUGCACUUCAAGCCAAAAAGCCAGAAAUAGCUCUGACUCUGCAGACAUCUUGGCGAGGCUACAGAGAAAGAGCCAAAUACAAACGAAUCAGACAUGCAAUCAUCGUGAUUCAAUCGGCGUGGCGAGGGAUGAAAGCGCGCCAAAGAGCUAGAAGGCGUCGACAGGCUGCUGAGUUGAUACGCAGAUUUAUAAAAGGCUUUAUCUACCGUCAUGAAGACUACUGUCCAGAGAAUGACUACUUCUUGGAUCAUGUGCGUUACUCCUUCCUCAUGAAGCUUAGCAAAAAUCUGCCCACAAGCGUUUUGGACAAAAGCUGGCUGGCAUCUCCACCUUCGGUCUCUGAGGCCUCGGAGCACCUGCGCAAACUGCACAUGCGCAACAUGGUGAUGAAGUAUUGCAUCAGGAUUCAGCCUGAAUGGAAGAAUCAACUGACGCAGAAGGUUGUUGCCAGUGAGAUCUUCAAGGAUCAGAAGGACAACUAUCCUCAGAGUGUCGGCAAACUGUUUUUGGACUCCAGGAUCGAACAUGAUCAGAUCAAUCUGAAGGUUCUGCAGACCCUUGGCAGUGACAAAGUGCAGUAUGCCGUCCCAGUCACAAAGUACGACAGGAGAGGUUUCAAGCCUCGCUCUCGUCAACUCCUCCUUUCCAACACAUUCGCUGUUCUGGUGGACAAGACCAAGAUCAAGCAGAGGAUCGACUAUGCGUCCCUCGGAGGUAUUUCGGUGAGCUCUCUUAGUGACGGAAUGGUUAUUCUGCACAUCCCCAGCGAGGACAAGAAGCAAAAGGGUGACGUUUUGCUACAUUGUUACCAUGUGAUAGAGCUAGUGACAAAAUUAGCCCUGAUAGCCCGCAUGUUGAACCACAUCAACAUCAAGCCUGGCAGCGUUAGGUUUGCAGGAGCUCGAGGCAACGAGAGCUUCGUCGAUUUCGUCAGGGGCCCCGAGCUAAAGGUGGCUAAAGGCAAAAGAGGACACCUGCUCGUGACUGCCCCUCGGAUCAACGCCACAUGAAGAAGAAAAAAAAACUGAUAAUUGCUUACUAACACUUGGCAAACUGGAGGGUUAAGACUCACUGCUCUUGACGCAACACGCAGACAGUGUCUAUUCAAAAGUAUCAUUUCCUCAUAUAGUGGCUGAAUGUGUUUAUUUACUGAAAAACAUGGACUUUAAUAGUAAGCUAGCAGUAUGGCUAGCUAAGUUUAUGCAAUGUGAAAGCAAUACAAUCGGAUGGCAGAUAAAAUAUACAUUGCUUUGAGAUGCAGCUGUAAUAUCGUAAUAGUAAAAGGACACCAUAAAGGUCAGUGUACCUUUCCGCCUAAUUUUGGACAACAACAAACGGAAAAAGAGCGCAGUCCCGUUUUUGUGUGUGUUAGCAUUAAGAAAAAAGAAAAAAAAAAGAAAUGAAUGGUCUCUUAAAGAGCAUCCGACAGGAGAAAAAAAGUCUUAAAUAUCAUUAUUAUGUGAAUAAGAAUCAUAUUUUAAGACAAUUCGACUAUAUACAACAAUUUAGCAAAGCGCAGAUGACGAAAAAUUACCGUAAUUGUCGGACUAUAAGCCGCUACUUUUUUCCAUCAUUUUGAAUCCUGCGGUUUAUAAUCCAGUGUGGCUUAUUUGUUGAUUUAUUUCGGUUAAAAUGGAACACUUUAUUUGACAGCGGUGUCAUAAGACUGUCAUAAGACCAUCAUAAUUAUGACAUGACACUGUCAUGGGCAUUACUGAAUGCUUAUGUCAUUAAGUGUCAUCUGGCAAAUGAUGUCACUAACUCCAUUUAUGUCCAGCUUGAAUUUUUACAUCCAAAAGUGAGAUAAUUUGCCAGAUAACACUAAAUGACAUCUGUUAUAAGCAUUCAUAAAUGCUCAUGACAGUGUCAUAUCAUAAUUAUCAUUGUCUAAUGACAGUCUUAUGGCGCCACUGUCAAAUAUAGUGUUACCAAAUACCAUAACUAGCAAUAAUGAAACAACUGGAACAGUACCUGAAGAAAUAAUUAGAACAGAACAUUAAUUUUGAUAGUUAUUUGCAUCUGUCGCGCUGCAAUGCAUGCUAGGAGGCAUUUUGGACAACAACAGUGUUGACCGCAGGUGGUAGCAGAGGUUGACUGUCUCGCCCAAGGGAGCCGUGAUGACCAAAUGAAGCUUCUUGAAGCAAUGAAGCUUUGCAACCAAGUGGUUCAAAACUUCAUGGGGGUUCAUUUGGUCUUAUGAAAGUCGAUUGAGUUUGCUGUCAAAUGAAGUAUUACUGGUUCAUAUCUUUUGGUGUUAAUAUCCCAUAAUACAGUGAGGACAGCUGCGGCCUAUAGUCCGGUGUGGCUUAUCUAUGAACAAAUGCUGUUUUCGUGGCAAUUUUUGUGGGUGGCGGCUUAUAGUCAGGUGCGCCUUAUAGUGCGAAAAUUAGGGUAGUCUUUUAAUCUGCCGGUUAGCCGCGCCUACCAUUAUAGUGCUCUAGCUACCCCAACAGGUGGAUGACGUCAGCGGGAGACUGGGCUCAUCUUUUUUACUAUUCAGCCCAUUGAGGGGGAAUUAUUCAGAACGAGAAAAACGCGACGAAGAGAGCCGCAAAAUGUCAUUGUUUCAGUCUCUCUACUGCAAUAUUUUACAGGAUAUUCUUUUUAUCCAAGUAUUUUUCCCCAAUAGCUAUAUAAAUGGCUUGAGAAGGACAAGUCAGCCCGUCGAGGGGGAACUAUUCACAACGAGGAAAACGCGACGAAGAGAGCUGGAAAAUGUCAUUGUUUCUCUCUCUUUACUUCAAUAUUUUUACAGGAUAUUCUUUUUAUCCAAGUAUUUUCCCCAAUUGCUAAAUAAAUGGCAUGGUCAUGACAAAUAACAGUCUUGUGCUAAAUAGAAUAUGAAAUAAUAAAAAUGCACUUAUUCAGGACGACAUGGCAAAAUUUCUCCAUAAUGGUCAAAACUGUCGACUUCACCUUUACUGUCGCACCUCCCGAGCGAUAUUUUAGGACACCUAAAUCGGACAUAUGUCAUUUCCCUUCCCCGGCUUCGUAGAAUGUAAACAAACCAAGAGGCGUGACAGCUAGCCGACAUGCUAACCCGAACCGAGUGACGUUUCAAAGUCUUCGAAGCGUAAAAUCACUCAUAACUAGCCCGGAUGUUUUGACAUGACGACUGGGUUGUCGAUUGUCUUCGCCGGAGAGCAAUUUACAGUUCGUUCCCCGUAGGAGGGCAGCUGCAGUUGUUGUGCAGCUAAUGUGCAUGAGGAGAGCUUUUUACAUGCCUAUCAAUGAUCAAACAUAAGUAGUCCUUAAUUUAAAGAAAGUUUGUAGUGUUUAGUUUUUUACUAUUUUUAGCCCAAAGUUGCGAUUUCUGAGCGGUCAGAAAAUUUGACAGAACACCGGGCUCAUGAGCACAAUAAGCCGAAUAUAGUGCUCUCCCGGCAGGUGGAUGUGCGACAAGCCGCCGGUGUUGUGCCGAAAAAUAGCCGCCCCGCAUGCAUGUCAGCCACAAAAUGCAAGCCACCUACAUAUUAAAAUGAUCCCAGUAUUUGAUAUAAUACAAAACACAAUGUUUAUUCACUUCCUAGUAGGGCUUUUUUUUGGCCAAUAUCCACGGUGAAUGGGAACCUUUUGAAACUCCAAAAAGGCGCACACGCCUCUCCCUCAUACAGCAAGAUUUUUCUGCAGCCGUUUGGCUGGCGUGAUGCGAAAAAUAAAUGUAUAAUACGUAUUAUAAAAUAAACAUGCUUUUUCGUGUCACAUGCACUUUAAAGUUGGUCAUUCAAUAAUGGAAAAUAAGCCUUAUCCGUUUUUCCAAUAUCUAUAUUUAUUGAACUGAAGUCGAAAAACAAAAUACCCCCAAUGUUUGUUUUCCAGCACGUUCGCUUUUACAAUUAGCCAUGACCCGGAAGACGAUGUUCUUCUUCAACAAGAUAGACAAGACCCUGGUGCAUCCACGAAAUAUUAGUUUAUGAGAAGACAAAAUUCAGCUUCUUUUCCUUUUUUAUUUUCCAAAAUUAGAUGGGAAAAACCAAUGUCCAAAAGAUACACGGACCCAUAAUGGGGUUAAUGCGCAUUCGCGUUUCUAUCACAGUGUACAGUAUUGUGGUGAGUGGCGUGGAGAAAAAGAGUUUUUAUGUUUCAUACAUUCUGCUCUUGUGCCCCAUUAACUAUAAAACACCAGAACAUAACAAUGUUCACCACCACUCUCAGUCAUGGUUGCCACAACUACCCAUGAACCAUUGCGGGCGUAACACAUUAUACAGUGCCCUCCAUAAUUAUUGGCACCCCUGGUUAAGAUAUGUUUUUUAGCUUCUAAUAUUUUUUUUUAAUUCAAAUAAUAUGGGACCUUAAUGGAAAAAAAAGAGAAAAAUCCAAUCUUCAAUACAAGUGCAUUUAUUCAGUGGGGGAAAAAUCCCACAUAAAGAAAUAAUUAUUUGACAUCAAAUAAUGUGUGUCACAAUUAAUAGCACCCCUGGUGUUAAUACUUUUUACAACCCCCUUUUGCCAACAAAACAAGGUCUGGGGACUGAGAUGACCAUGGGAGGAGCUUGAUUUUGUGUCUGGUGAACCAUUUCUGUGUAGAUUUGGCCAUAUGUGUAGGGUCAUUGUCUUGCUGAAAGACCCAGUGACGACCCAUCUUCAGCUUUCGGGCGGAGGGAAACAGAUUUUGAUUUAAAAUGUCCUGGUAUUUCAAAGCAUUCAUGAUGCCAUGCACCCUAACAAGGUUCCCAGGGCCUUUGGAAGCGAAACAGCCCCACAGCAUCACUGACCCACCCCCAUACUUCACAGUGGGUAUAAGGUGCUGUCUACACGCCAACAAGCUGUUUGGGAGGCAUGCACGGAGAAAACCUUUCCUCACUCACAAUCAUAAACUUAAACGUCUGGAGUUCGCCAAGCGGUAUUGCGGCUUCAACUGGGACCGUGUGCUGAUUGAGCUUUUUUGGCAACAAACACUCUAAGGCUACGUUCAUACUACAGGUCUUAAUGCACGAAUCCGAUUUUUUUCGUGUUUUUCCGACUCGAGUGAGGCAUUAACUUGACGGUCUGAACGUGACAAGUCGCAUAGAACUGGACCAUUUCAAAUCCGAUCUGGGUCACUUUCGUAUGUGGUUCAAAUCCGAUCUGGGCCACACUUUUCCAGACUGUCGCGGCGGUCUGUACUGUCGACUCUCCCAAAUCGGAUUUCAUGCAGCAAUUACGACAUCAAAUAGCGAGAGAGACGCUACCGUAGCUAAUAACGCACAGCAAUAGUGAACACGGCUUUUGGGGAAGGGCUGGGCUUGACAACAGUCAUAAAAAAAAAAAAAUGGGUUGAUAAGCCUGAGAAUGCUCAGUUAUCGCUCUGCUCCAAGUGAGCAAUAUUUCAACAUUGCCUACACGGCCGAGAGUCGGGGCAAACUGCCCGUACGUUUGUGUGACACGCACGGACAGUGCGUGCAUGCUAUCGAUCCAUAUAAACUUUGAAUAUAAGCCUAAACGGGGAUUAUUUAUGUCUGUUAUUUGUGUCCUCCUUUUGAAAAGCAAAAUAUGUUAUCCCUGGAAUGACGGAUGACGUGUGUCAUUUGUUUUGAUUCUUCUGCGCAUGCGGGUCUUCUUGCUCAGCGCGUGUCGGACUGCGAAUUAGUGCGCAUGCGUAAUACUUGAACGGUCUCAAUGGACAAAGGCAGUCUGAACGGGCACGCCAAAAAAACGGAUAUGACAAAAAAUCGGAUUCGUGCAUUAAGACCUGUAGUAUGAACGUAGCCUAAGUGGGUCUAGCGUGCGGAUCUUUUUUUUUUUUGCUCCAGAUCCGAUCCCGAUUGUUUUAGUUUUAGUAUCUGCCGAUCCCGAUAUUUCCCGAUCCGAUUGCUUUUUUUUUUUUGCUCCCGAUUCAAUUCCAAUCAUUCCCGAUAAUUUUUCCCGAUCAUAUACAUUUUGGCAAUGCAUUAAGAAAAAAAUGAAUAAAACUUGGACGAAUAUAUACAUUCAACGUACAGUACAUAAGUACUGUAUUUGUUUAUUAUGACAAUAAAUCCUCGAGAUGGCAUUUACGUUAUUAACAUUCUUUCUGUGAGAGGGAUCCACGGAUAGAAAGACUUGUAAUUCUUAAAGGAUAAAUGUGACUUUGUAUAUUGUGACUAAAUAUUGCCAUCUCAUGUAUUUGUUGAGCUUUCAGUAAAUGAUACUGCAGCCAUUUAACUCUUCUGCCCAAAUGCAUGAUGGGAAGUGCAACCAUGACUGUGCGUUGUGGCACCAAUUGAUAUAUCUUCUCUGGGUUGGGAAGUAACAUAGGGUGUUAAAGAAAAGAUCAACCACUACCGUUCUUCCCCACAUUUCUUCCCACAAUAUUUCUAAUUGCUGAGAGAGGGAUGUUAAGACAUUAGCCAAUUUAAAAGAGGCUCCAAAGACUGCCAAAAUUCUCUCUACUCAUUUUACGCUGCCUGUUAGCUCUAUAUAUAGGUAAAACGCCAUUAUAGAUCGAAUGCGACAAUGCGUGAGUGGGUCGUGCAGCGCAUGCGUUAAUUGCAUUAAAUAUUUUAACGUGAUUAAUUUUAAAAAAUGAAUUACCACCGUUUACGCGAUAAAUUUGAUAGCCAUACUUUAAGCCAAAACUAAAGACUCUGGAUGAAUUUAAGACAUUUUGUCUGUAACAUUAAAUACAAUUAGAAAAUGAUUUAAUAAAAAUAUAUAUAUAUUUAAAAAAGGCAUGUCCGAUAUUUUUUUGCCAAUUCCGAUACCUUGAAAAUGACGUGAUCAGACCCGAUCGAUAGCUAUACUUUAUACUUUGGCUAUGGUGAAUGGAUGAUAUUGUUUAUGCAUUUGUAUAAUCUACAACGGCUGCCUUUGUCACAAUGUUUCAUUGCUUUCUCUCUUCUACAUGGAAAAAUGCACUUUAAAAGCUUUCUCGCUAACUUCUCACCACUCCAGUCAUGAGUGACAAUGACGCACCCUGUCAUGAAGAGCAGUGACUUUCAAACAGACACCACUAUUUGAGGAAAUACGCUUUGCAUAAUUGUCUUAAAAGAAAAAAUCCGGUAAUGAUUGAUGACAUCGUCACAUGAAGUCCUCACAUUUCAUCUUUUUAUUGCAAGCCAUACACAAAUAAAUAUUAUUUGCUUUUUCAAUAUCAAAAUACGUGAACGCUAUGUCUCUGUUAAAUAAAUAAAACUUAUUCAAAUAAAUACUUCAAUAAAUAGCAAA